AUGGCGGAAGAAGACGAGGAUUCAUCGUUAGAACGCGUUCUUCAAAGGCACAGAAAGGAAGCGAAAGAUCUUCAGGGUAUAAGAUCGUCUUCCUUUUUUAAUACUGUUUUUCUGACAUGUUAUGAAUCUUUAAGGGAACUCAGAUUUUUUUACUAUUUCCCACGCUUAUGACAAUCGGUUCAGGCGGACUUUUGCUCUCAUAUUUGUGGAAUGUUACGACCCAUCAGAUCAUAGGUAACUGUGCAUUGUGAGGCUAUCCUUAUCUCAUAUCUGUUGAAUGAGGCUGAAAGAACAUUCGAUCUGUAUUACUCCACCGAAGAUAACUUAAAAUAAUGUAAGAUGUUUCAUUGAAUUAUUUGUUGUACUUGUUUGUUUGUUUGUUUUUUCAGCCAAAAUCCAGGCGUUGAAACACUCUGUUCCAAAAGGUGACAAAAAGAAGAAAAAAGAGAUGGCUCUUGAGAUUGCAAAGCUGGAGGAAGAUUUAUCCGUGAGACAUAAGAAUGAGCUGGACUCGCUGCAGAGUGACUCAAGUGUUAGUUCUUGCAAAUAAGUAUUUUUAAAACAUAUUCCUAAAUCAUUGUGUCACUGCCCUUCCUUGCAACGCCUUGUUUUUUACUUAAAAAAUAUUUUUCAUGAAUGUUUGGACCUAAUAAUAUUAGAUGGAACAUUCUUCCUACAGUAGCAACAUCCAGUUUUGUGAAGCAAAUCAGUAUUUAAGAUAAGACUCUCCUAAUGAUUCAAUAACCCAACUCUCAAGUUGUUCCAGAGUCUCCAAGAUGCAGCACAAAUUUUCUGUUCACCAAUACAAAGGGGAAGGGGGGGGGGGGAAGGUUAUCCUGAUUCCAUUUCAUGCACAAAUUUUUUAAAAAGUCAUGUGUCAGGUAUACUUUAUACAGCAUUUCAUGCAUCAAAAACCUGUAAGGGAAAACUUCAAGUCUCUCCUUGUGUGUGAGGUUUCAGGGAAAUCUUGAGGUUUUCACAAAAUGAAAGAAAUUUUAUGGGUCAUGUAUAUUUCAGGAGGCAAAUCACUCCUUGUGCUGGUUCACACAUUCACAGAUCUUGUUUGAGUUUCAGUUGGAUUCACUUGUCACAUAUUCAUUUUUACCUUAAUCUCAUGCCACAUAUAAACCCUUUGCCAACCUUGACACACUUUGCAAAAUCUUCUUUUCAGAAUUGUCUUGUUUGUAAGAAUUUGUUGUCUCUUUGGACUACAUAAGUCCAUUUUGCAAAUCUCUGUUUUUGGUAAGGUAGAACAAGAAAGAAGAAAAUUUACAAACUUGUGGGUUCAGAGGUUUUUAGAUGAACUAUUCAUUUAUAAUGGUUGAAGUAUGCUUUUUGGCUGAUUAUAUUUUAUUUAUCUAUUUUGUAGAAAGAGAAUCAUAAGGAACUAGAUGUCACAAAGGAGAUGAAAUCCAUUUCGAUAACCUCGGGUGAAGGGGAAACACACUCUCGAGUUUCAAAAGCACAAAAAAGACGGGUAAAAAUGUACUAUUUUAUUAUUAAUGUUAACCCUUUAACUCCCAAGGUCCGAUUAUCAAUUCUCCCCUUUAGCUGCUACACAUUUCAUUGUAAAUUAGUUUCAAGAACUUGGUGCUAGAUCAAGAUAGCACCUUCUAUGCGAUAAGAUUGAAUAUUCUUAUUACCUGUUUGAUGAAUAAUAUGGAUAUUAUAGGGAGACGUUUCAUGCUAAUCACUUCUGGGAGUUAAAGGGUUAACUAACAGCUGAACAUUCUAGUUCCUGUAAGAGAAUUACUUAUGUAAGUUUUCACAUAGGGGAGACUGGCAAAAUAUGUUAUACUGCUAAUUUUUUCUGUGCAAUCUAUAUAUUUGCAUGACCAUAAAUGAUACUACUCAUCAAUGUUUUCAUUAUUAUUAGGACAAAAAAGCUGCUAAAGAUAAGGAAAGAGAACAAAGAAUUGCUGAAGCUGAAUUGGAAAAUGUGCAUAGUGCACGUAAUGUGGAAGCUGAGAAACUAAAAGAAAUCUUGGCAACCAGAGGAUUGUCCAUAAAAGAGGUAUAUUUUAUUAGGAAGGUGCUACCAAUCAUGUCUCUAGCUAGGAUCAUUGUUAUACAAGGUUUGGUUUAUUGCCCAAAAAUAGUUAAUUUAAAUGCUGGAGAACAGAUUGACAAAUUCAGGAAGAAUGUAUCCAUGAAAAAUGGCCACAUGUAUGGUUGAUAGUGUGACUAAUCACCUAUGCAUAUCAGCAACCUUUCAAGUCAGGCUGUUUGGUGUAGAGAGAAUGACCACAAUAAAUGUGUUUUAGGUGGGCAGAGUAACCCCUUGUGGUGAUUAGCUGAAGUACUAAAGGUCACAGUACAAUGAUAUGCAAACUUCUCAUGAAGCACACUGUAUGUGAUACUGCUAUCAGAAGUUUGACUUUAUCCACUAACUUGCUUGAUUUGCUUUGUUUUCAGAUCACUCCUGAUGGACACUGGUAUGCAAUACUUUAUUUUAAGCUCCUAAUUAGCCAAAAGAAGAUGAAAAAGGAUUGUGUAAAUAUCGUGUAGUGUAGAUGAUAUCAAUAUAUUAUCUGUUUUUUAACAACUACAUUGCUAAAUGGAGGUUGGGUGCCUGAAACGUCCAGGAGCUUCCACUAUAGGUAGCCAGCUCCUAGAUGGAGACUUCUCCCAUGGCUGGUAAAUCCUGGCAACCCAGCCAUGAGCCCCCACACAGGAAAGGGAAACAGGCACCCAUCACACUGAAGAAACAGUGGAAAGAGGGAGGGAAUGGGUGGGGAAAACUGCCUCGGUGAAGAACUGCCACUCCUCACAACGCUGCAAGCACACACUCAAAGUACACACAAGAAUGCCUGAAACAAAGAGCAUAUGGAAUUCUGAUGUAUGCGCAUAUGCAAUAAACUGCUGACUACAGAGAACAUUGAUGCUCUUUGUUGUUAAAUCUGCUAAAUUACAUUUAACAGCAUGCAGAAAUUUAACCUUGAAUUCUUCAUCAUCAGCUUGUACAAUGCUAUUGCUGAUCAGCUGUCUAGGAGAAAUCAACAGGUAUGUAGAAGAAUUCCCCAGAGAGUCUAAAAUGUUAAAUGAAAUUUAGUGUUCUUUUCUAACUUGUGCCUUUUUUGUCAACAUUGUGAAAUAAAUGCUUAUGAAAUGUGUGUUGCUUUAGAAAACAGCCACACUUCUGCUGUGGGGAAUAAAGGAAUGUUAUUUUUAUGCCUGGUAACCAGCAUCCUUAACACAUUCUUUCAAAUUGGCUUUCAGAAGAAACGCAACGGAAGUGAUAAUUAAUAAAUACAAUAUAAUAAGUUACCGCACUGCGAAUUUUACGUUAUUGCCAAUUGAUGGUCAAUCAUUUUUGUGUUUUAGACUGGUAUGCAAACAUUACGAAAACUUGCAGCAGAUUAUAUGUUGAGCCAUCAAGAUGAUUUUUUACCAUUUUUGACCGAUGCGAAAACUGGGAAGCUGUACACACCAGGUAAAAAUUGUAACGUUUUCGCUUUACUUGCUGGAUGAAUAGGGACAAGUUUUUGCUACGAUUUUGGACGAUAUUAGAUCCCAAUGUUGUCAAUGUUUCUAUCUAAUUCUUAUGAAGCGCAUUUAUCAAAGAGCACCGCUGAAGAGGGCGAAGCCUUUUAUGUGAGAUGAAGAAACGCUAUCUCCGGCUCAGUAAAGGGAUGAACUUCUAGGUGAUCUGAAAGCUAAACUAGACGGCUUCAGGCAGGUCUAGAACAGAGCAACUACCCGAGAAGAGGAAGGCAAUUAAAGCACGGUGCCUUGGGUUGAUAGCCUGUUUCUCGCCGUAAAUGUCCGCGUGUCCAAGUUCGAUUCAGGCUGCUGUACCCAGUUAAGCUUGAAGUCAGUAGAGCAGACUAGGAUCCUGUAAUUAAAGCUGAAGAAAUGCUAUCGAGACCUAACUGGUUUCCAACUAUUUUGAGAGAGAGAGAGUAGUUAGCUCAACGGUGAUUUUUUUUAUUUAUUCUGUAUUUGCAGAUCAAUUCGUUCAGUAUUGCGAGGAAAUCGCUGCGACUGCUUCAUGGGGAGGGCACCUUGAGGUAAAUUCUUUGUUUCGCAUUUACAUUACUCAGAUUUAUUGCCUAACCUCAGUGAGAUGCGUGGUGUUUUCUUUUUCGUUUUUGUUGUUGUUUUUUUCGAAGUUAUUUUUAUGUGACUUUUGGUUCGGGGUGAAGGGCCUAGCUCAGUGCCCGUAAAAGUCUACUUGUAGGAAAAGCUUUUUGCCAUUAUUUUUCUUCCUUUAACCCCCGUGUGAGGGCGAAAGAGGAAGGAGAAAAUGAAAGAGAAGCUAAGAAUAAGGUUCUUCGAAGACUCGAGUGUCCAUCGACAGUCAUCUGAAGAGUCAUGGCUUAUAAAGUCAAUGACGAAAGGGAUUUUUUUAGGUUUUUACAGUUUCAUUCGCCGUGAUCGUUUUAACUAAACUUACAGUAUACAUUUUAUUUGAAUUUAAUUGUAGAGAAUUCGAGGAAAAAUAGAACACUGAAGUUACUGCAGAAAUCACAACAUAAUGUAAUGUUUUGGACUGCAGUGCACUAUUUGUUUUGAUUUGUCAAGUAUUGUCGGACGUGGUUCGAGUUAUCGCGGUGAAAAAUAAACAGUAUAGAGAAUGACAUGAGAGGAAACGAAAAUUGCUUCGAGUCAGCGGAAGGUUCGGGUUAUCGAGGGUUGAGUUACCGAGGGUAAAAUUGCAGCAUAUAUUUGGCGGAAAUCCAGGGGAAAUCGAAUUUGGUUUGAGUUAGCGCGGGUUCGAGUUAGCGAGGGUUCGAGUUAGCGAGGGUUCGAGUUAGCGAGGGUUCGAGUUAGCGAGGUUUCGAGUUAGCGAGGUUUCGAGUUAUUGAGAUUCUACUCUUCUGUUAAAGGGCGGCAUUGAAAAACAAUGAUCGUCACAUCAGAAGUUUUUAUCUUCAGUGCCGCCCUUUUACAGUCCUUUUAUAAGUCCAGACCAACCUGAGAGUCGUAUUUUGUCUCCAACGGCUUUCACGAUUACGGUGCGCCUCCGCCAAAUCGAACAUAGUAUCUAUUUUAUUAUAUUUGUUCUAAUUUAUUACGGGGCAAAAAAUGGACAAAUUGAAAUGUCCCGUUGGUUUCGAUACUUAUGAGGUUUCACAGGAGCCUGGGUUCUUUUCGUGUCAUAUACCUCGUCCCCGUGUUUUUAUUGUCCCCUGCCGUAUUCUGACAUUUAAACACAAUUGUCUUCCCAACAGAUCCAGGCUUUGUCUCAAGCUCUAAAGCUUCCUAUAGAAGUUUAUCAAGCUAACGUCCCAGUUCUAAGAAUAGGAGAGGACUAUGAUGACCGGCCAUUAUUGUUAUCGUAAGUGGAAGAAAUACCAACGAAAAAAAGCGCACCAGAGAUGCGCGAGGGAAAGGGCCUCGUUACGGGAUGGAAUGAGAAAGGUUAUCCUUUCCAUAAUCAGAUCCCUCGUCUUAAUGCUAGUCUAUCGCAACCCCGCGGCCUUGGUUUCAAAAGUCAGGACGACCAAGGACGAGUUAGCAGUCUCUGAAUCGAUCUCUCGUUUAACCCUCUACACCUUAACAUUAGUAUGCACAUUCUCCUUUCUGUUCCCUAUACAUUUUCUGGAUGCUGGCAAAGAGAAUUUGUUUAACAAUCAAAAGCUUCUUUAGUUGGUGAUCAGUUUCUUUAUUCUCGUGACCUUAAUGUGUGAUAGAGGUGAUAUUGUAAGGAGAAUUUAUAUGCUUGUCAUUCUUUCGGGUGGAAGGGUUAAGGGAAUGGAAACAAAAUAGACCUUGGGAGUGGGUCUCAAUAGAAUUAACCGUUGGCGUAAGAUGGGCAAAAAUUAGCCAUCAGGCGUAAAAAUUUGACAAAUUUUACCCGUUAGUCGCAAGAAAAGUUAACCGUGAAUACAAUGUAUGGUGACAACAAUAGAAAGAUGGUAAACGUUAGCAGGAGCCCAGUGAUGGGUUCCCGGCUGCCGUUAGCCGAAAAUUGGCCAAAGUUUUAGCCAUUCGCCGUAAAAUUUAACAUCCCCUUAAGACCCUCUAGGGAGGGGGUUGGAAGUCGGCCCCAGGAUUCGUAGAUCACGACUCUAGAGUAUAGAGUCAGUAAAUUCUGCCUUUCGUUAGUUGCGCUACAGCUUCUUUAUAGAUUUAAUUGUUGUUGGUGUUCAUUCAUAAUUCUUGUCUCGAUUUGCUUGUUGUUUUCUAGAUAUCAUCACCAUGAAUACGGUCUGGGAGAGCAUUACAACUCAGUCAUUCCCACAGAAGAAUGUUUUGACAGCUAGCACUUAGAGUAAUGAUUCAUUGAACGCGCUGAAAACGUUUUAUUACAAUCAAAAGACUAUCAAUGUGUACCAGAACACCCAUAGUGGUCAUUUAAAUAAAAGAUUAGACGUCGUGACAUUUGUUUGUCGAAUAUGCCUUUCGGUAACCGAGAGCCAUCCCGUCAUCUAAACUUAUUUGACCAGUUGAAUCGAGUGGAUAAGCUUUAGUUAACGACAGCACCUUUAAUUAAAGGUGAGUAUUUGACAAAGUUUACCUGCUUCUUUUCCACUUUGAUGAAGCUUUCAUCUGAUCGGAUCAAUGAUUAAAGAGUCUUGUGGAAGCGAAAGAGAGUUAUCAGAUCUUGUAGGGGGG
Messenger RNA from Pocillopora meandrina, 6561 nucleotides. Lineage: Eukaryota; Metazoa; Cnidaria; Anthozoa; Scleractinia; Pocilloporidae. The record is from the annotation of a GenBank genome assembly.